This is a messenger RNA of Dinoponera quadriceps, 3882 nucleotides long. RefSeq names its product serine/threonine-protein phosphatase 6 catalytic subunit (gene PpV). Gene Ontology annotation, cellular component: cytoplasm. The record is from RefSeq and is a predicted model, not a curated record. Gene Ontology annotation, molecular function: protein serine/threonine phosphatase activity. Lineage: Eukaryota; Metazoa; Arthropoda; Insecta; Hymenoptera; Formicidae. Gene Ontology annotation, biological process: peptidyl-serine dephosphorylation; G1/S transition of mitotic cell cycle. The coding region runs from base 73 to 984 and encodes 303 amino acids. The transcript is spliced from 7 exons.
GCGCGUACGUACGGAUGAGCGUAGCUAUAUGGGGGCGCGAUCAGUAUUUUCCUACUACGGUGCGAGUCCAAAAUGUCAGACGUCGAUAGAUGGAUAGAUAUCGCGAAAGAGUGCAAAUACCUGCCCGAGAAUGAUCUCAAGAAACUCUGUGACAUCGUAUGUGACUUGUUGCUGGAGGAGUCCAACAUCCAGCCUGUGUCCACCCCGGUGACGGUGUGUGGUGAUAUCCAUGGACAGUUUUAUGAUUUGGAGGAACUCUUCCGCAAUGGUGGUCAAGUACCGGAUACGAAUUACAUAUUCCUAGGAGACUUUGUAGAUCGGGGCUACUAUAGUCUAGAGACAUUCACUCGUCUGCUCACACUUAAAGCUAAAUGGUCUGACAGGAUAACACUACUUCGCGGUAAUCACGAAUCUAGACAAAUCACACAUGUUUAUGGAUUUUAUGAUGAAUGCCAAAACAAAUAUGGUAAUGCUAAUGCAUGGAAGUACUGUUGUAGGGUGUUUGAUUUGCUCACAGUUGCUGCCUUAAUCGAUGAACAGGUUCUUUGCGUACAUGGUGGAUUAUCUCCAGCUAUUAGAACACUAGAUCAAAUUAGAACGAUUGAAAGGAAUCAAGAGAUUCCACACAAAGGUGCUUUCUGUGAUUUGGUCUGGUCUGAUCCAGAAGAUGUAGAAACAUGGUCAGUGAGCCCGCGUGGUGCAGGUUGGCUAUUUGGCAGUAAAGUGACUUACAUGUUCAUGGAAGUAAACGACCUUAAACUCAUCUGUAGAGCACACCAAUUAGUUCACGAAGGUUAUAGGUACAUGUUUAACGACAAACUCGUCACAGUGUGGUCAGCCCCAAAUUAUUGUUAUCGAUGCGGUAACAUAGCUAGUAUCCUGCAGUUCACAUCAGUGGAUCAGAGAACACCCGUGCUGUUCCAGGCGGUGCCUGAUUCUGAGAGAGUAAUCCCACCGCUAACAACCACUCCAUACUUUUUGUGAUCUAACUUAGUGGCCCAUCUGUACGGACGUGUGUGGGGGGGAAAGAAGUGUCUCUGUCUAGACUUUACGGAAUCACAUGACUCGGUUGACGGAUCCAGGCUGGUACCAUGACGGAACCUCAAAUUUGUGAGAGUAUAUAAUACAUACACAUGCAAACACAAGUACACAUACACACAAUACACGUAUAUAUAUAUACAUAUAUAUAUAUUACUCUAGAAUUUUAAUUCCCUUUAAAAAAAAGAAACUUGUUUGGAUGCGUUCUACGACCGAAAUGCGAAAUACUUAGAGGACUGAAUUGUCGUGUGAUUACUUGUUCAGGGAAUGUUCUUUAGAUUUUUUAAGAACUUUAUCAAGUUUUAUAUGUUGUAAAGCUAACUUUUAUAUAUAUACAUAGUAUCUGCCAUCGCAUCAGCCUGAUUUUUGUAGUUCGAAAUGGAAAGAUAUUUUGCAUCAUGGAGCAAACGUGAACAUUCUGUGGUCUAGACGCUUUUGCUGUCUACUGUGUACAUUCUGUAGAGCAUUCAUAUCUCAGAGCAGCAUCAUGGACUUUAGUGUUCAAAAGACUAAGAGCUUUUAAAUAAUUUAUGAACGCAAAUAACGAAUAGUCCAAUGCUGUGUGUGAACGAUUAAAUAAAAACAAAAAAGGAAGAAAAGCGAAAAAAAGAUGUACCAUAUUCCAAACAUUCCGGCAAAGUACACUCUCUGAGCACGGUGAAUGCUUCUCUGAUAUUACAAUCGUGCGUAGAAUUCAGGUUUAUUAAAAACGUGAGCAUAUAUAGUACUGUUAAGGUCUUCCUGAACAUGUAAAUGAUCUGUUUCCGGUUUAGGUACUGUGUGUGCUGCGUGCAGUUACUUUCUUCUUCUAGACGCGCAAUCAGUGUUCUUAGCAGUGUAAAUUCGGCUCUUUUUUCGCCGAAGUACAAAUAGCAUGUAGCGGUAGCCAAAGUUUUCCUGCCUAGGUAAGGAAAUCCAAUAGCGGGAUUGUGUACCAUCUCUGUAGAGGAGUUCUCUCGUUUGUUGUUAUGCACAUGACAUUUUUUACGCUUAAUUUUAAGAAAUUCCGAGCUCAAUAACGUCUCUCAAGUGUCUUGACACGCACGUUGCUUAUUCUUUUCGAAACAUUCGCCAUUCGUUCGCCGCACUUCUCAAUUCUACGUGUGUACAGAGCGAUAUUUUCGAACACUUACUAUAUUCUCCGAAUCUUUGUACAGUUUCCGAUAUUGUAUGCCAAAUCGUUGUCGUACGGAAUAAUCGUAAUUAGUUAAUUGUCGUAAGUUCAUUAACGUAGGGAGCAACUUGAAAUGAAAAGAGGAAAAAAAAGAAGAAAUAACCGAGACCCUUAGCAAUGUGCCUCUAAAUUAAUAAGCGUUUCUGUAAUAUAAUGAUACGAUAUCGUUACAUAAUUAAUGAAGUGCACCGGCCAUUGCGUAUCAUAAGCCUGAAUUCUGACCAUCGAUUUUUGCUAGCUCACGAUAAUUCCUAACCCGAUCACAGACCCGACGAAUACACGGCAUUGGCAUUGGCACUGGCUGUCAAGUGGAGACUACUCUAUUUUGAAUUUUGUGAUAUAGAUCGAAGGAGGAGGCGUGUGUAAUGGUCACGUCGAUGUUUAUAACGACACUCCAUGUCGCGGACACUUUGGAAGAGGUCUCGGAGGACCCGGUUAUCUCGAGAAAUGUAAUGGACUUUUGAACAGUGCCUUCAGAACUAUAACACGACGGUCUACUAGGAAGUAAACGCUUUUCUUACUGACAGAUAAUCAUAGACGAACUAACAUAAGGACGAAGGAUCAUACAGGUACCAGAGCUUAAAUGAGGACAUGUGUACGGAGAAAAAUUUUUAUCACACCUAUCCUCCCUUUCACUUUUAUUCCAUUUUGCGAACUGAUCCGCCGUAUUGUGCAAGGGACGUAUCCUCGCUUCUCCACUCGCGAAACUUUUUCUACGGUACCACUUGUGUUUCACGAGAUUUCUUACGAUUAUUCGUUUUACGUGCGCGUAUUCUCAUUACUUUUUAUAAGAAUGCCACGCGCGCCAAUGUUUUAUCUAUUUGUACUACACAUUUACUAUUGUUACUUAAUUAUUGACACUUUACAUGUUUACACCUGUAACGAGAUAUUGCAUUAGAUAGAGAGAGAUUGUUGCACCGAGAACGAGACAAGGAGCUUGCGUUACAAACUCGACUCGCUACAUUUGCAGCCUCCGAGUCGUGAAACGGAGAUGACACGACGUGAAUGACUCUACGCGCGAUACGGGUAUCCUAGAAAUCCUAAAGUAUUAGCCUCUGUAUCUAAAGCUGGGGUGUUCGCGGCGGUGUUCGUCUCCGAAAUGCCUCUGUCUGUGAUCGCUUUAAUCUUAUCGAAGUGUCCAAGCGCUUGCGGCGACGCGAUGUUUCAGGCUGCGCGGAAUAAUGCUCGAUUGCAAAAUCAAUACGCGAGAACGGCUGGAAUUAAUCCUCUGAAAUGAACGAUCUUGAAAGCGGCACAUGAAUCGAUUCAAUCCUUUUAAUCGUUAUAUUUUCGAUUACUUAAACCGAUCGAUGUGCCAUUUUUUAAAUUAAUUCCUCGAGCAAGACGCGGUGUCGGUCUUACGUAUUGACUUUGGAAUCGAACACCGUUCCGCGGAGUGUCACUCGAUAUUAAUCAUCAACAAGAGCUCGCGAAAGAAAAAAACAAAGGAAAUACAACUUGCGAUAGAGAAGAGGAAAAGCGAGACAAGUAACGAGACUAAUUUAGCUUAAUGCUCCGUGCGGGAGCUUGAACACUGCGCAUAAAUCCUUAAAGAUCUCACAGGUAGAACAUCAUUUUGAACGAUCAUCAUGUACCUUGAAAGUAUAGACUUUGUUAUGUUAAUGUAAUGAGAACGUCUGUAAUAAAAAUGCGCAAAAAAUUGCACUCUA